Molecule: messenger RNA, 720 nt
Organism: Torulaspora globosa
Lineage: Eukaryota; Fungi; Ascomycota; Saccharomycetes; Saccharomycetales; Saccharomycetaceae
Gene: PRP18
Product: mRNA splicing protein PRP18
Exons: 1
Coding region: 1-720 (239 amino acids)
Biological process (GO): generation of catalytic spliceosome for second transesterification step; RNA splicing
Cellular component (GO): U4/U6 x U5 tri-snRNP complex; U2-type post-spliceosomal complex; U5 snRNP
Source: RefSeq, a predicted model, not a curated record
AUGAGUCUUGACCUUGCUAGCCUCCUGAAGAAUGAAAUAGCCAAGAAGCAAGAAGAGCUACAAAAACCGGCAGCUGAGAAGCCUCGUCCCGAGUCGCCACCCCCACAGAGGAAAGAACACGUCGAAGGUAAGGAACAGGAGGACCAUGCCGACGAAUCAGAAGGGGGAGUCUCGAUUGAACAACAGAUCGAAAGAUUAAAGAGCCGACCACAGAGGGUAGAAAACAUACUUGCUGGUGAUGCGAAGGUCGCUAGAAAAAUUGAUCCAAGAGACAUCGGAGACCCGGCAAAGCUGAAACGGUUGUCCCUGCAAUGCAAUCUGUUUAUCCAUGAUAUUCUUUCCCAAUGGGAUACGCACUCGGAAGAAUAUAAUUCAGAAUUGCUCUUGGAGACCAAGAAGGCGCUGUUCCCGUUGCUGGUUAAACUACGUCGAGCGACGUUGUCUGACGAUCUGGUCAUUUCACUUGCUAGCGUUCUCUACCACCUGCAGCAGCCCAACCAAAACAACCUGGCAAUCGAAUCGUACAUGAAAUUGAGUAUCGGUAAUGUUGCGUGGCCCAUUGGAGUGACUAGCGUAGGCAUCCAUGCGCGAAGUGCCCAUUCUAAGAUUCAGGGCUCGGAUGGCCAGGUUGCCAACGUAAUGGUGGACGAGAUAACAAGGCUCUGGAUCACCAGCAUAAAGAGAUUGAUCACAUUCCAUGAGUGGUUGAGCAGGACGUGA